AUGGCCCAAAUCAUCGACGUGGUGCCCUGGGAAGAUGGCUCCGCCCAUGUAUAUGCUUCCCCAGCCAUCCUCCUCCCGCUGGAGCGCGUGCGCAACCCACUCGCCGGUGUGAAGCACCAGCUCUAUCACCCAGCCCUGCCCACGCUGCGGCGCAUGGACAUGGACACUGUCAAGGGCUGCCUAUCGGAUGAGCACUCCCAAUCUUCCACCUACUGCUCCAAAGAUGACUUUAACAAGGCCCACUUCACACUCCUGGGAGUCCCCAACAAACCCCUGCAAUGCCUGGACUUCACAGGGACCGGCCAGAAGCUCUGUCAUAAGUACCGCGAAGGAAAAAUGGUGCCCAUCGCACCAGGCAUCAACCGGGUCGACUGGCCCUGCUACACGCGUGCCAUUGAAGACUGGUCUAAAUUCGUGUCCAGGUCCGGGGAGUUCAAGCUACCUUGCAUCAACAAGAGGGUGGAGAGUUUCAGUGGCUACGCGGUGCGGUACUUGAAGCCUGACGUGACCCAGAACUGGCGGUACUGCCUCAACCAGAACCCCAGCCUGGACCGCUAUGGACAGAAGCCCAUGCCUUUCGACUCGCUGAACGCAUUUCGACGCUUUGGCUCCCACUACAGUCGUACCAGCUACCUGACUCCCUGGCAUUAA
Molecule: messenger RNA, 651 nt
Organism: Microtus oregoni (creeping vole)
Lineage: Eukaryota; Metazoa; Chordata; Mammalia; Rodentia; Cricetidae
Gene: Spmip8
Product: testis, prostate and placenta expressed
Exons: 7
Coding region: 1-651 (216 amino acids)
Source: RefSeq, a predicted model, not a curated record